AUGGCCUGUCUUGUACAACACCCCCCAAAGUGCAGGGUGAUCCAAAACCCCUUUCCUCAUACUAACAAUAAUGAUAUUGUUCGAUUUGGACUGGCCUCGGCCAUUGGUGGCCAGUACCUAUUUAUCCAUGGAGGAUCAUCUGGUCUUAUGGACCAACAAAAGUGCAUCAACAAGAUAUUGGGGCAAAAACUCUCGUCAAACAUCAAUAUCUUUGAUGAUCUUUGCCUUCUAGAUUUGGUAUCUCUUGAAUGGACACAGUUAGAUGGGACCCCACAUUCAAAUAAUAUGAGCAAAGAUCUAUCGAAUGCCACCUUUGUUGAAGAAAUUACCCAUAAUACUCUUAAAAACCCCCCAGGUCCCGAUCCUCGGUUUUGUCACUCGAUAGUCUAUCUUAAACAAAAAUUAUACCUAUUUGGUGGCGUGUCUCGCCUGUCAAAAAAUACUAUUGAGAUCCUCGAUGAUUUGUGGGAAUUUGACCUUGUCUCCCGUAACUGGAAAUUACUUGAACUUCAUACUUCAUGCGGUCGUUAUAACUCAUCAUUGCUAGUCAUCAAUGAUGCCAGCUCGAUUUUCACCCCGUCGCCCACCCAAAACAACUUGCAUUGUGAAGAUUGCUUAGUUAUUGUCGGUGGUCAAACCAUAAAUGGACCAUCAACCAAUGUGUUUGGAUAUGUGCUAUCUACAAAAUCUUUAGUAGACCAAGCAUGCUGUUCGCUAAUGCAACUGUUAGAUACCCAUUCAUUUAUCUUGUCUUUCUCCCUGAGAGGAAAAUGUCUGAUAAAUGAUGCGUUACUCUAUUUUUCUAGCGCCACCAACGUCUUACAAGUUUGGUCAAGCCAUCAUAAGGGCCUGGAGGCAGUCCAUCUGAAAACUCUUAGGAUACCGAUUUCCAAAGAUUUAAAAAAGCUUCAAGGAUUUUUUGUAUGUGAAAACACUCUAUUGAUCACCGGAUACGACCAACAAGGAAACUUUUUGCCGCUUUUGGUCAAUAUUUCCAGUGGGAGCUACUCUAAAUUAAUCACAAAAUUUCCCAUGUAUGAAGUUGGCCAACAUUUAAUAUUAUUAGUACAGUAUUGGCAAUCUCGAGGAAAAUUGGUACUUUUAACUACACCAGGAUCCAACAAGAAUCUUUGGAACUCAGUUAUGUUCAGCCUUUCUAGUAGCAUUUUGCAAUUUGGAGAAUCAAAAUACUGUCCUCAUCAACAAGAUAAUUUCAAAAAACUAAAAGAAGAGUACAAGAGAUCUGUUCUUUCUGACUCUUCUUUGGAAAUGGUGCCGUUAUCUGACGCUGGCAAAUUCGCAGAAAACGAUAGUAGUUUUGUACGUUUUGAAUAUGAAAAAGAAAAUGACAAUGAAGAUGAAGCCAACAGAAAAACUGAUUUAGAGUUUGAAAAUUAUGUGAAAUAUCUUGUCCCCGACUCGAAACCAAUUUAUGGAACCGCAAACUUAACCGCUCCGUUUUCUUCUCCCGCGGUGGCUUUGGGCCGUACGGUUUUUCAACACUACUUAACCCCGAAAAAUGAUAGUCUCAGCGAUUUCCAAAUGAUCGGGUACGAUGAAGAGUUUGUUCCAAUUACAUUGAAAGUACUUUUAAGUCGCUGGGGUACCCAUUUCCAACUGAUUCUUGGCGUGGCGUACGCGAAAACUCUUAAAUUGUUGACGGAAAAAUUAAUAGCAGAAGAAGCUGAUAACUCGAAAAGAAGUAUCGUUAGCAGGGUAUCGACGGCCACUUUAGGUCAUCGAAUAAGCUCGAUUGCCAGCAGUUUGGAAAAUGAUGCUAAUAUUGACGAUGCCUUGAUGGAAGAAGAAAUAUUGGAACUUUUCAAGAGCCCAUUGACGUUCACCUUAUUAACCAGACCUGGGAAUGAAAAAACUAUUCGGAAAUACUCCAGUAGCUCGUACGCUAGUAGUAUGACUGGUAUCCCAAGACCUGCCACCGCUGAUAGUUCUAAUGCGGCUCAUACCCCAAGUAUUGAAAUAUCACCAUCCAGAUCAAGUACGAUAAAGCCAACCAGGGAUCCUGCUAACGCCGCCACCACCCAUUUGUCACAGGUGAAAUCUGCAUUUAGCCAUAAAACAACAAGUCCUCAAAGUAGUUUGUCAGAGUUCAUUAAUUAUCCAGGCAUUUCAUCAAGGAAAAAUUCGGUAAUUUCUAACAAUAGUAGCACUUCUAGUGCUUCUGAUUCAUUAAUUGAUAGCAGGCUUAAGUAUGAUCUAAGUGGGAGUAGUCCGUCUCACAAUUUUUUGGGUCCGUUACCUAAUGCAUUGAGGCGGCCAAGUGCAAUAAGUACCAAAAGUCCACCUCUUGCUUUAUCUGACGAGAACCGUAGCUCUGGCCUGUCCGGCUCAAUCACCGUGCCACAGGCCUCACCAAUUCCAGAGUUUGCUCCACCAGAAGUUCCGGUGUCACCGAUAUCAAAACCAAAGGUGUCACGAACUUCAGAACUCCCACCUACUUCUGCGAAAACCCCAGUGGUAUUCAAGUAUUCAGACAAGAUCCGAUACAAAGAUCAUGGGCUCAUGGAAGAAUCUUUGCCUCCAAAACCCCACCAUCCUCUGGUGAAUAUUUUACAGAGUUUCGGUAGUAACCCAUUUCGAGAAGCAAGUUGGGCCGGUACCAGUGAAGCAAGAAUAAUGAAAACGAUAAUUGAUGAAUACAAGAGAAAAUUGGAAAGUGAUGGAAACGCAAAUAAAGCGGGUGCCGGAAGGGAUCCAUCAUCCCAAAAAUCACUGCAUUUUUUGCUUGAACCACUGCUCAUUCCCAGAACAUUAUACUUGCCAUUCCAUUCGAGUGUUAUCCGCUCUCUUUCAGAGUUUUUCUUGACCGGCCAGCUUAAUGGUAAACUAUCCAUUGCACCAAUUGUCACCGAUUUAUACAUUGCGGCAUCGCAAUAUGAUAUACAAUUGUUAGGAGACUUGUGCAGCGAAGUAUUAUUUGCGGUGGUGAAAAAGAAAGAGCAAUCGGUGAUGAACUAUAUUGAGUUUUUGGAUUGUGAAUUGAAUGAACUUGAAAAGAAGAACCAAGAUGAAGCGCAAACUGGCGAAUUAAAGCUGUUACACAAAACAUUCAAUGAUAAAUUCUGGGAUUUUCGAUCCAUGGUUUCUGGAAAUUUUAAAGGUGAUCAUUCUUUUUAUAUUGCCAGGGCGUUGGCAAAAUAUAACCGGUUAUUAAGGUCCAAAAAACUUGAAAAAUCGAAAUCCCUUGAUGAUGGGGAUGAGCAUCAAAGUUUUACUGAUGAGGAAGCCGCGAAAGAAAAGGAAGAUGUUUUUGUUGACGAUAGUGAAGACGAAGGGUACGAUACCGAUGAAUAUGAUAAUUUGUCAUUUGGAAUUUGCGACACACAGUAUCCCGCUGAAAAGCACAAAGAAGUUGCUGGCAAGCGUUAUUUAUCGUUUAAUAUCGAAGAUAUCAAUCAAGGUAUCAGAAUUCCUUCUAAUGAGCUAAUUGCCACGAUUUAUGAAACUGCUGGGCUUGUCAUGGAUAAUCUAUUGUUGAUGAGAUCGAUGUAUCUUUUGCAUAUCAUUGAGUUAGUUGAAUCAAUGAAAUCACCGAUUGAAUUGAAAAUUAAAGCCGACUAUGCUGCCAUGGCCGCAAGAGAAGAAGCAGAAACGAAAAAACGGCAAUUGGAACUUAAGAAGAUCCAUUUUGAACAGGAAGCCAAAGAAAAAGAGCGGAAACUCCAGGAAAAAUUGAAACUUCAAGAAAUGGAGAAAUUGAGCGUGGCCAAGGAAUGUAUUAGAGAAGAGCAAUAUAAGCGACAACAGCUGAGAAAAGUCGCCUUUGAUGAGCAACCAACGAAAAACCGUUCGUCGGAAUAUUCUGUUGGCAAUAAAAUUUCCACCAGCAACUUGGAAAUCGCUAUGGAUGCUAACUCUUCGAAGGCAUCUUUAGGGUCUACCAGAGAUAAUAAUGGCAUGCUCGGCCUCCAACGUGUGAAAUCAGGACCUUCAUGUGGCGGCUCGGUUCAACCUACUGUGAGAUCAUCCACUGAUUCAAUAAGUGAUCCUGUGUCUAAAACGGAACUGAAAGAUUAUUUUUCAGAUAGUGAAGGGGGUGGUACUAUCCCCCAUGGUAUGCAUCAUAAUCAUUUUGCUAAAUUGAAAAUUUUUGCUCAUGGCCACUCUCUUAGAAGUUCCAGGACCGAACCGUCUAAUUUCAGCAACUAUGUGAAGCAUAAUUUAAGAUCGCUAAGUGUUGCUGAUAUGGACCAGCCAAUUCAUGAAGAGAAAAGUCACCAGAACCGCUCUAGUCCACCUCCAGCUGCAGCGGCUCCUGAACAACGAAGCCAACGGCAUCCGGAUUUCUCAAGAGUGUUGAAGUUCCAUAAAUCGAUACUUUCCAUUGACAAACAUACCAGCGAUACCAACCUUGAAGUAGAAGUUUCUACUGGGGAGCCACAGGAAUGUUAUUCUGAUUUAUUUAAUAACCCGAAGAAUAAAGCCAUGGAUGGCCCUGUGGUUGGCCCAGAGCCGCCACAAUCAUCACAAAAGAACCGUCAGAAUAGUGUGGCGUACUCGAUGCUCACCGCCAGUACCGCGGUGAAUGAAUCAAGUGGGUUUGCCCCAUCACUCGGUAACGGGUCGUUUUUAAGCGAGACUUCAACCUUGACUGAUUUGAGCAUUUCAGCGACUCAAAGUACUACCAGCGUGGUGAAUGAACACCCGCAUCGUCGUCAUCGUCCACGGUUUGGGUUGUUGCAUGGUCACCAGAAGCAUAGUCAGCUUGGGGAAAGUGAACAAAAGUGA
Molecule: messenger RNA, 4746 nt
Organism: Saccharomycopsis crataegensis
Lineage: Eukaryota; Fungi; Ascomycota; Saccharomycetes; Ascoideales; Saccharomycopsidaceae
Product: Mds3 protein
Exons: 1
Coding region: 1-4746 (1581 amino acids)
Molecular function (GO): protein binding
Source: RefSeq, a predicted model, not a curated record